UGCAGGCUCCUGUGGACAAGACCUCUGCUGCUCCCUUGUGGCCACAAUCUGUCGGUUCACGUCCGCAACGCGACGAAACCAUCAACAGAAGCCGAUGGUUUGAGGAGUUCACCAAGAUGUUACCCUAUCUACUCCGUUUCUGAUCAAAGAAUAAUAUUCUGCAUUAACUCCACCUUGGUGAUUUUAUUUUUUUGUUGUGUAGUUAUCAAGUUGUAUAGUUUUAAUAUAGUUUAUUCUCUUCAUGUGUCAAGGCAUAACAAUGAAAACAUGUGGCAUGCUACAGCCACAAGAGGGAGCUAUUGCAAAAGCCCAAAUGUUCCAGACUCCAUGCGCGAUGCGCUCACAGUGUUCGUUUACAAUGGACUGCUGCGUAAGAUUAGGACCUGCACGCUGGAGCUGGAAGGAGAUCAUCCUGUCUGUCCUGCCUGGAAUCAUGUCCUAACCGUGUGGACCCACCUCGCCAAAUACCUGUAGUCCUCCAACUCUGGCGGACUUCAGGAUUUCUUGUUUUAUCACAGGCCAUUUGGAAUUACAGGUAUUAAAAAAUAACCGCAUGUGAAGCAAUUGGUCUACGAUCAAUGAUGGACGUAAACUUGGAUAAAACCUCGCUGGGUGCACGAUGCUGGCUUUUGUUUCAAGUUCAUGCCAUGCCUGUGUGUGUCUGAAGUACAAGGAGAAUGGGAGUCUCGUGAUCCCACGAUAACGUCUGGAUGUAUUUACUCCCCUAUGCGACCUUGAGACUUCAUUCUGUAACCUUUUUGCUGAGAGGAGACCAACUUCUAGGAAGUAUUGAAAUGCAAGCCAUCUAACACGAGCAACACACACGCCCAAACAGACUCCUGCGGAGGACCAUCCUUCUCCAUGCAGACCGCCAGAAGUGUUUCGCUCCUGUUACCCACGGCUACGACGCAGACACAACUUCCUAACGUUGUUUUUUAAGUCCAUGAAAGAAUGACAGUCAGAGAUCACAAGAGGGGCCAAGGAAGUUGACAUCUGUUGGUUUGGACGUAGUAAGAUAUCAGCUCAAAACAUAACGACAAACUAAAGUAUUUCUAAAGUAGGGUCUUGGAUACAAGUUUCCUUGUUUCACUACCCCCCCCUCGAUGCGACAACCCGCAGAGUAUGGGGUGUGUCAAAUCCAAGCGGAGUGAAUCGUCUGAGGAGAAGGCCAACUCUGCAGAGCAGUCCGACGGUGAGGCCAAGGGGAGGUCGCGGGGGGAGAAGGCCUACCUAGUGCACUCUGAGACGGGCUGCGACGCGGACCCCGAGUCCUCCACGGCCAGGGUCAACCCGGUAGUGCUGGAGUACGCCCAGAGGCUGUCGGAGGAAAUUGUGUCGCGGGCAGUGCAGCAGUGGGCCGACAUAGAUAGCCGCUACAGCGACAUCCCCUACAUCGAGUGUGACGUCCCGUGACAGCGUGGGCUGGAGGACGGGAGUUCCCCCAUCAGCAGCUGCUGCUGCUGCUGCUGUUGCUGCUGCUGCUGCUACAACUGGCUGAGGUCCAUCAGAUGUCACCAGUUACCCAGCUGAAUCCCGCUCUUUCUCGACCGGGACAUGGGUGGCCAGAUUCACGUGAGGAUUAACACCUGGAUUAAAUCUGACCCCUGCCAGACCCACCGUAGUAUUUGUUUGUCGUCAUACUAUUGGAUAUUAGAAUAACUUCCGGAUGUCCCCAUACUGCCUUGCCAUGGUGCUCACAUGACACUUUUUGGGAGGGAAUCUUGAGAUGCGGCAAUGUCUACCUGCUGGGAAUGUGGGUGUACAUGUGUGUAAAACGGCAGAGGCAGGACACACAAAUCUAUUAACUGCUGGCCUCGCCAGUCGAAUCUGGCUGAAGCAGACCCUCUAUAGCCGGAUAUUACCUUCACUAGGAUCCCUUCCAUCUCCUAACCCCUGUGUGGGGAUUAAGAGUGCCAAGAUUUCUAUGUACGGUAGUUGCCAUCGAUUGCUUAGUUCGACCCCCAACAUGAGGUCUACUGUUGGCCAUUGGCAAUCGCCAUGGGGCCAAAUCUCUCUCCUCUUACCGGGAGACUCGCUAAAAGGGGAGAGCAAAUGUUCGGGUCACAAGUCCUUUGGGCUGGGGAGAGAAACAAGGACCAGACACUCACCUCACCACCGGCUCAGCAUCCGGCUGGCUUGAGAGACACUUUGUGGGGGCAGGCUAAUGGCCUCCCUGGAGAUGUUGUGGUGUUGCCACAUCAAGGCGCAGCCUUAGUUCCAGCCCCUGCCUAGUGCACUCCUAAGAAAGACCCCAGCAGCACAGAUCAUCCGUCCGGUCUAACCCCAUCCCAACAUGGAGCUCAAAGUAGGUCACUUAGUGGUGGUGCAGGGACUUUGGUGUAGCGCUGCACCUGCAGGAACUGAACUUGAGUUUAUGCUGUGUGCGGUUGACAGUCCUGCCGUCACCUCUCAUACAAAGAGCAAAAAAAAAAAAAGUGGCUUCUUAAAAGAAUAGUAAGAAAACAACCCUUUUCAUUCCAAUCAAUUCUGUGUUGUCUGCGGACCAAAGAGGGAUAUCUGCAAUCUAUGCUGCAGGGGGAAGCGGUGGACAUAUGCAACCAUAAACGCCUGUGACACUUUAACAGCUCUUUGAAAUAGUGUGGUGCUAUGAUGAGACAAGAUGAGGAUCAGAAGGUACAGCGGUUCCACUGGGACUACAAAAAUGGUCACAGCUGCCAAUAUCAUUUAUCAAGUGUUAUGAUGAAGCACAAUGCAUCCUAGCUAGUUCAGUGGGCUGAUGUAGGACGUAAACAUCAGUUCACUAGAGAGCAACCUCUUGGAACCUAAAGGGAAAAGCUGAUGUCAGUGGUAUUUACGUGUGUGUUGUUUGCCAAACCCAAUAUGUACUCUAAGUCAAAGAAUGACCAACUGCCACCCAAACCCCUUUAAAAUAGACCCUGCUCUUGUUAGAAAUGUUUUAAAUUUGCGGUCGUGAUAACAAGCCUGAAAUGACUGGUACCAAUAUCAGCAACAUAAUUCACUACAAUAAUAAUUACUAAGCCAUAGAAACAAUAGUGGGGAAUUAUAUCCAGUUGCCUUAUGCCCAGAACUUGGCCUUUAAUUAUUCUUGUAAACACAAAUAUGUCAUUGAACUGAAAAUAUGCAGAUUUCAUUGACGGGUAUUAUUUACCAAUGAGGUUGAUAGAAAAACCCAAGCAAAUGUGGUUAUGGUAUCUCAGAUCUCCCAUGAAGAGAACCUCUUUUAUGUAGAAAAAUAUUGAUCUUGUCGUUUGUGAUUCACCCUUUUCGUAAAGGUCCCAUGGCAUGCCACCAGGUGUGGUGUGAUUAGCCGGUACAAGCCGUUUUGGAAAUCUGCCCCUUAUGACAUCACAGGUGGGCGUGUCCACUUAGAUGUGUGCUGGAUAGAUCAGCCUACCAGCCUACCCAGUGAACUGUAGCAAACGUUGCUCAUCUAUCGUCACACAUCUAGGUGGACAUGCCCACCUGUGAUGUCAUAAGGGGCAGAUUUCCAAAACGGCUUGUAGCGGCUAAUCACACCACACCUGGUGGCAUGCCGUGGCAGGACUUUCAAUAAUAACUUUUCAAAUCCUAUGUUUAAAAAUCCUAUAAUGUUGGUGAACGAUUUAAAAAACAAUAAUUUAAAGGGAUUUGAUUCAGAAAAUGUAAUUGUGCUUUAGUGAGCUAAACCGCCCUGCAUUCAGCAUUUACAAAGGCGGACAAAAAACAAACAAUAUUUGCACUAAUCUUGGUUGGGUAAUUAAUCUGACUCUCCAAAACACAGUCAGAGAAACAUGGAAAUAAAUGUAAAGAUGACUUACCAUGACACAAUUCUGCUCAAAGCCACAAUACUAAUUAGAUGUAAUGUGUGUUGUUCCAAAUAAAUAAUUCUGCCAGAAUAAUUUAAUUAUUUUAUUUUUCUCUAGCUUUUUCAAAACAUGAAUGGGAAACAUGACAUGGUAUGCAAGGAGGGUUUACAGUUAGUUGUUUGCUCAAAAUGUUGUUUUGUCCUCGCAAAUACCAUAGGUCUACCAACGUCUCAUGUUCCUAUCUAGCGAACCUCUGAAUGGUUGGAAGCUUUGUCCAUGUUUUAGGCAGACUAAUUUUAGGCAAAUGCAGUGAUAGAAGUCUGUCCUCUAGGCUGGGGACCGCAGGUUUGGAAACAAAGUCCUACAUUUUGGCUAACUAUGUUGCAGGCAUUUUACUAUUCACCAUUAAUGUCAAUACCGGGAAACCUGUUAGUAUGGUGUGUGUUUACAGCUAGAAAAACAGAAAAAAUAUUUCACCAGUUUGUUUCCCGGUCAAGUGUAAUACCAAAAGAGGUUACUUAUCAUGUCCAGUUUUAUUGUUGAAUAAAGUGUUGACAGGAUGAACACAAAUUGAACCAGUGGCAUCAACGGCCAACAGAAAGCAUAGUGCUCAUAUACAAAGCCAAGUAACUAAAGGACAGUGGGUAUAAACUUCACCAUGAACUUGGGGCCAACCUUUUCCGCUAAUACAUGCUAGUUGGGUCGCGCUGUCUGAAAGAAUGCCUGGUUGGUUUUUACCUCUGGUCAUAUCUUCUGUGAUUACUUUUCAUGAUUAAUGCUUGAACGUGACGUUGAACAAAGAGUAAAAACUAUGUUGAAGUGACUUGACCUUUCCCAAUACGUAGUUCUAAUUAUGUGUAACUUAUGUUUCCCCUUCUCAUAUUAUUCUUCCAUGGAACGCAGCUAAUUGUACCACUUAUUUAGAGGAUAGCUGUGCUGUAAGCAUUGUACUCUGUCUUAUAAAAGGGAUCAAGCAAAGGGAAUUAUGUUCAUAGUUGUGAUUGUGGCUUGUGAAUAUGGGCCUGAUUCAACUGAAUUACCAUAUAUGAUGUGCAUUUGUAAUGUCUUCAAUUUGGUGGCUACAUCUGCUUCUUCUUUGGAGUUCAGUUACAGUGUUUGAAUUAAAUAUUCUGUUCAAACUCAACGCUAUUCUUCUUAAUUUACAGCGUACUAAGCUUGUCUGAACCUUAUUAGACAUGUACAUUUAUGUAAAGAUGAAUGAAAUGCCAGUACAUAUUGGCAUCCAGAGUUGCACCAUUGUGGGAUAACGUUGAGUUUAUUAGAAAUGUGAUUGCCUGCUAGCUUCUUAUCUCAUCAUUUGUGCAAACAGUUUUUUUUAACUGGGUAAAAACCGUUGGAAACCUUUGUUUGUUCAAUAGUUUCAUAACACAUUUCUAUCAGCACACGUCCACCUUAAAGUAUUUUUUAUCUUCCUUCUAGACGUAACACUCAGCCAAAGUUCAGUUUGGCUUGCAGACGGAGAUGACAACAGGCGACAGACACCUGGCCGUUUGUUUGAAGACCAAACCGCCACCAUAAAUUAUGUUCUGUGAUGCCAAGACAAACACUCAGACCAUUAGCUGAUGUUUACUGCGGCCCGGUGUUCCCGAAUAUUGGCUGGGCUCGGGGAAAAGUCAUUUGGCCACAGACUCUGGAGGACAGGGAAA
Molecule: messenger RNA, 5434 nt
Organism: Gadus chalcogrammus (walleye pollock)
Lineage: Eukaryota; Metazoa; Chordata; Actinopteri; Gadiformes; Gadidae
Product: small membrane A-kinase anchor protein-like
Exons: 2
Coding region: 1123-1413 (96 amino acids)
Molecular function (GO): protein kinase A regulatory subunit binding
Source: RefSeq, a predicted model, not a curated record